AUGUCAUCCGCACUUAUGCAAGUGAACGUGUUCAAGCCCGAGAGUCUCGGAACGAUCGAGAUUUUCGGCACCUCGCUCUCGACGCAGACGCAGGCUCUGCUGAUUGCGCUCCAAGAGUGUAACGUCAAGUAUAUUCACCAUCCGAGCAUGCCGAACUCGCCUGAGAUCGCGAACUUUUCUCCUUUUGGCAAGAUUCCUGUUCUCGUGCACCGCCCGAAUGGCAUUUACUCGACCCGCGACGCUGUCGUGCUGUUCGAAAUGACGGCCAUCUGCCAGUACCUGACGGAGCUCGUUGGUUUUAUGGAAUGUAGCGGCAGAUUCUGUCUUAUGCCAAAGAUUCAGGACGAGCACAGUCGGGAGUUUGCUGACAGUGUUGUGCUGCGAUCAAAUGUUCUGCAACUGAACACCAUUGUUAGCUCGUACAUUCAGACGGUCGUCGAAGACCGCUAUGUGAAGCCGUUUUUUGCUCUGCGCAACAAUGGAGCGUCCGACGCUGACAUUCAUGCUGCUCUAACGGAGAAUUUUGACAACGCUAUGAAUGCUCUUAUUCAGCUUGAGCAGAUCAUCACCAAGGUGCAGGAGCGCCUGCACAUCCUGCCAGAAACGUCGUUCAUUCUUGGCAAGGAGCCCACAUGGGUCGCUGUGUUUUUGUUCCCUAUUCUGCGGGACUUCCGCGCUACAAACCCUAGGAUGGUGCUUGCGGGUGGCUCACAGGAGCGUCUGCCUCUUCUCACAAACUUUGUGCAGGCCUUUGAGAACCGCGCCAGCGCUGUGAACACCCUCCGUGGCUCCUUCGCCGGCUCUGUCUAA
Molecule: messenger RNA, 810 nt
Organism: Malassezia globosa CBS 7966
Lineage: Eukaryota; Fungi; Basidiomycota; Malasseziomycetes; Malasseziales; Malasseziaceae
Exons: 1
Coding region: 1-810 (269 amino acids)
Source: RefSeq, a predicted model, not a curated record